AUGAAUCGCCGAGGGGCGGGGCAGGCCGCCCAUCUCAUCGGGGCCACCCCUCCGCGCAGCGAUCACAACAGCCCUUGUUGUUUCGUAGCCGGUUGCUUUCAGUCCUCUCUCUCCCAAAUCCUAAGAAAAUGGCCACUCAUGGGAAUGUACCCGACUCGCCACUCUGUCUACGUUGGAAACAUCCCCUAUCAGACCACUGAGGAUGCAAUCGGAAAUCACUUCAGCCAAGCUGGAAACGUUACCAACGUGAGAAUCGUCUAUGACCGUGAAACUGGUCGCCCAAAGGGCUUUGGAUUCUGCGAGUUCUCUGAUGAAGCUGGAGCUCAAAAUGCAGUCAACACCCUCAAUGGAACGGAUUUCAAUGGCCGAUCACUUCGAGUGAACUACGCUAACAAGAACUGA
Molecule: messenger RNA, 402 nt
Organism: Cooperia oncophora
Lineage: Eukaryota; Metazoa; Nematoda; Chromadorea; Rhabditida; Trichostrongylidae
Source: the annotation of a GenBank genome assembly